CGUCUCAAAUACGAUUCGAUUGCUAACCCCACCCAAUUCUUCCCUCCGCAAUUCGCCCUCCGUCUCUCGAUCCCUCCUCGAUCACCCGAUGCCGAUCGCCGCCGAGCCACAGCAAGCAGAGAAGUCUCCUCCGAAGGUUUCAGCCGCGGAGAGGCGAUGGAAGGUUGAUGAUUUUGAUAUCGGCAAGCCUCUCGGAAGAGGAAAGUUUGGUCAUGUCUACCUGGCCAGGGAAAAGAGGAGUAACCAAAUUGUGGCAUUGAAAGUGCUCUUCAAGAGCCAGCUCAAACAAUCUCAAGUCGAGCAUCAGGUGCGGCGUGAAGUGGAGAUACAGAGUCACCUCCGGCAUCCAAACAUACUGCGCCUAUACGGUUAUUUCUAUGAUGAGGCUCGUGUUUACUUGCUAUUAGAAUAUGCGGAAAAAGGUGAACUUUACAAGGAAUUGCAGAAGUGCACAUACUUCAGUGAAAGGCGCACCGCUACUUACAUUUCAUCUUUAGCGCGAGCUUUGAUAUACCUCCAUGGGAAGCAUGUGAUACAUAGAGAUAUCAAGCCAGAGAAUAUACUGAUCGGGCUUCAGGGUGAGCUGAAAAUUGCGGAUUUUGGGUGGUCAGUUCGCGCGUUCAACCGCAGGCAGACCAUGUGUGGAACACUGGAUUACCUUCCACCUGAAAUGGUGGAAAGUGCAGAACAUGAUGCUAAUGUGGAUAUUUGGAGCUUGGGCAUAUUAUGCUACGAGUUCCUUUAUGGGGUUCCCCCAUUUGAAGCAAAGGAACAUUCAGAUACAUACAUAAGGAUAGUAAAUGUUGAUCUCAAGUUUCCCUCGAUACCAAUUGUUUCUCCUGGUGCAAAGGACCUUAUCAGCCAGAUGCUUGUCAAAGAUUCAUCACAACGACUUCCACUUCACAGGCUGCUUCAGCAUCCAUGGAUUGUCCAAAAUGCAAAUCCUUCGGGUGUUUACAGCGUCUGACCUGUGGUUCUUUGCCAAUUUGGAUGCCACUACAUUUCUACUUUCAUUCUGGAAGAAUCUCUGGGUUAAAAGUUAGAGAGAGAGAGAGGAUUUCACCUCCUCUUGACCUCACACACCCCAUAGCACGAAGUAAUUACCAUCA
This is a messenger RNA of Musa acuminata AAA Group (dessert banana), 1109 nucleotides long. RefSeq names its product serine/threonine-protein kinase Aurora-1-like. NCBI's taxonomy places the organism in Eukaryota, Viridiplantae, Streptophyta, Magnoliopsida, Zingiberales, Musaceae. Gene Ontology annotation, biological process: regulation of cytokinesis; mitotic spindle organization; protein phosphorylation. The transcript has 9 exons. Gene Ontology annotation, cellular component: chromosome passenger complex; spindle pole centrosome; spindle midzone. Bases 89 to 967 code for a protein of 292 amino acids. The record is from RefSeq and is a predicted model, not a curated record. Gene Ontology annotation, molecular function: ATP binding; protein kinase activity.